CCCAUUGCCCUGUGCCUAAACAUAUAGUUCAAGAUUUUAUCGUAUUAUUCCGCCGCGGGAGAACUGCACAACUCAAUGUCGUUUCGCAAACCAACUGAGGAAGAAAAACAUAAAUUUAUGGGUCGAGCAAUAGCACUCAGCGAUGAAGGACCCUCAAAGGGACACGGCGGCCCUUUUGGAGCGGUUAUUGUGAAAGAUGGCCAAAUUAUUGGAGAAGGAUUUAACAGGGAGGUAAUUGAUUGUGAUCCUACAGCACACGGAGAAAUGACAGCCAUUCGACAAGCUUGUAAGAAUAUUAAAUCAACUGAUCUCAGUGGUUGUGAGAUAUACACAAGCUGGGAACCCUGUGCAAUGUGCUCAUCAGCCAUCUGGCUUUGUAGGUUGGACCGUCUGUACUAUGGGAAUCGAUAUGAGGACACUGAGAGUCUUAUAAAUGUAACACCACUAUUCCAAUAUGUUGCCACUCCUACUGAUCAGCGCUCUACACCUGCAGAGCAAGUCAGGGGCAAGGAGGCAUGUGACAUCGUUAAAAAACAUCAACAUUUUAUUUCUUAAUAACCAUUCCCAGAAGCAUGCCCCAUGGUGCAUUUUCAAUCAAUACGCAGAGACUUCAUCAUCCAUUUUGUUUUUCUAAGUUGAAUUCAAAUGAUUGAAAGUUAUAUGUUUGGACCUCUGAUCAAUACACUUUACCAGCUCAUUGGGCACAAGGCAUGUAAAAACCUGAGGGAAAAACCUGUUACAGUGACAGUUGUUUGAGAAACCCAUACUGGCUGCAAAAGAGAUUGGUAUUUUUUUGGGAGUUAAACUCGACUUUUGUCAUACCACUCAGAAACUCAUCCACAGAGUAUGAAACAGGCUCUGAAGGGGACAUGGAAUAGACCAUGUACUCCAAAACUUUUUCAUGUGGCCUUUUCUUACUUCAAGGUUUGACCAUGUGUACUAUGGAAAUUGUCUGGAAGACACCAAGAGUGACAUGGACUUAGAACCACUUUUUCAAUUUGUUGCUGCACCCAUUG
Messenger RNA from Stylophora pistillata, 1016 nucleotides. RefSeq lists its product as uncharacterized. Gene Ontology annotation, biological process: purine nucleoside catabolic process. Lineage: Eukaryota; Metazoa; Cnidaria; Anthozoa; Scleractinia; Pocilloporidae. Gene Ontology annotation, molecular function: zinc ion binding; guanosine deaminase activity. The record is from RefSeq and is a predicted model, not a curated record.